Molecule: messenger RNA, 2444 nt
Organism: Grammomys surdaster
Lineage: Eukaryota; Metazoa; Chordata; Mammalia; Rodentia; Muridae
Gene: Lrrc45
Product: leucine rich repeat containing 45
Exons: 18
Coding region: 123-2135 (670 amino acids)
Cellular component (GO): centrosome
Molecular function (GO): protein binding
Source: RefSeq, a predicted model, not a curated record
CCUGGAUACUAAGGCGCGAGGAACCGCGUCCUGCCACCCGAGGCUUCGUCGCGAGGGCGGGCUGGGGGCCUCAGGGCCAGACUAGGGGGCAUGCUUGCGAGACCCUGUCAGCAUUCGCGGACAUGGAGGAGUUCCGGCGCUCCUACAACCGCCUGUGCAAGGAGAGUGGGGCUGAGCCCCAGGAGGCUGUUCUGCAGCAACUGCACCAGCUUCCGAGGGGCGGACUGGACUUGACUACUCAGAGCCUGACGGUGGACACCUGCAGGGCCCUUGGCAAGCUGCUGCAUAAGGAGACGCUGUUGAAGGAGCUUGUCCUCAGCGACUGCAUGCUGAGUGAGGAAGGGUCCACACUGCUGUUCCAAGGUCUGUGUGCCAACACCAGUGUGCAGCAUCUGGAUCUAAAGGGCAACAACCUCCGAGCUGCAGGAGCUGAGGCUCUGGGAAAGCUCCUUCGACAGAACAAGUCUCUUCAGAGCCUCACCCUAGAGUGGAACAACCUUGGCAUGUGGGAAGAUGCCUUUGCCACCUUCUGUGGGGGUCUGGCAGCCAAUAGCACCCUGCGGCAGCUGGACCUCCGAAACAACCAGAUCAGUCACAAGGGAGCAGAGGAGCUGGCCCUGGCCCUGAAGGGCAACACCACCCUCCAACAGCUGGACCUACGUUGGAAUAACAUUGGCCUCCUGGGGGGCCGGGCCCUGGUGAACUGUCUCCCCAGCAACAAAACCCUGUGGAAGCUGGACCUGGCUGGGAACAACAUCCCUGGCGAUAUCCUAAGAGCUGUGGAGCAAGCCAUGGACCACAACCAGGACCGACUCACUGCCUUUCGGGAGAACCAAACACGCACCAAGAUCCUUAGCAAGGAGGUUCAACACCUCCAGGAAGAGAAGUCCAAGCAGUUUCUGGAUUUGAUGGAGACAAUAGAUAAGCAACGAGAAGAGAUGGCGAGAGAUAGCCGGGCAUCGGCAGUACGAGUUGGGCAGCUUCAGGAAGCCCUCAACGAGAGACAGUCCAUCAUCAAUGCCCUCAAAGCCAAGCUACAGAUGACAGAGGCUGCUCUGGUUCUGUCAGAACAAAAGGCCCAGGACCUGGGGGAACUGCUGGUCACAGCAGACCAGGAACGGCAGAGCCUGUCCCAAAGACACGAGAAGGAACGCAAGUCGGAGCAGCAGGAAGCUGCAGAUCGGGAGUCCAAGCUACUCAGGGACCUGUCAGCAGCCAGUGAGAAGAACCUGCUGCUUAGAAGCCAGGUGGAUGAGUUGGAGCGGAAGGUAAAGUCUCAGCAGGAGCAGCUGUUUCUGACCAGGCAGGAGCUGACUAACACAUCGGCUGAGUUGAAGAUCCGUGCUAUUCAGGCUGAGGAGCGCUUGGAUGCAGAGAAGAGGAGAGCCAAACAGAAUAUGGAAGACUUGGAAAAGCUACACUCCAAGGAGGUGGAUCACAUGGCUCGUCACUUGGAGGAGAGUGAGAGGGCCAUGCAGGAGAGGGUUCAGAGACUAGAGGCCCUGCGGCUGUCUCUGGAGGAGGAGCUGAGCCGCAUGAAGGCCGCUGUGCUCAGUGAACGUGGCCAAGCUGAGGAGGAACUCAUCAAAGCCAGGAACCAGGCCCGCUUAGAGGAGCAACACCGCCUUGCUCAUCUGGAGGAGAAGAUUCGGUUGCUGUCACAGGCAAGGGAUGAGGCUCAGAGCACCUGCAUGCAGCAGAAGCAGAUGGUAGCCGAGUCCCAGGCACGGGCCAGCCAGCUGAACCUGCAGAUGGAGGGACAGCAGCGGCGUCUGGAGGAGCUGCAACAGGAGCUGAGCAACAAGGACCAAGAAAAAAUGGCAGAAGUGUCCAGGGUGAGAGCGGAGCUGCAGGAACAGAUGGGCCGUAUUCAGGCUGACCUGGUGGCCCAGGAGGUGCUGAGGGAGAAGGCGGCAGCCCUGGAGCGUCAACUGAAAGUGAUUGGGAGUGAACACCGGGAGGCGCUGUUGGACAGAGAGAGUGAGAACGCAUCUCUCCGAGAGAAGCUGCGGCUCAAAGAGGCAGAAAUCUCCCGCAUCCGGGACGAAGAGGCCCAGAGGGCAAGCUUCCUGCAAAACGCUGUCUUGGCUUACGUGCAGGGGUCCCCUCUGAGAGCCUUGAGUCCCCCUAAAUGAAAGGAGGCGGGGAGAACUGAAGCGCCCAGCGAGGGUUGAAAUGCUGCAUCCCAUUCUCAAGGGCAGGCCUGGGGUCUAAAAGAAUCAGCUGCAGUUGAAGAGUAGGAUUCGGUCAACAUCAGUGCUCAGCUCACACCUGCCCGUCUAAGGUUCAUCCACAGCUCACCGUUAGCAUAGGUGGGAUGAAGCGUACAGGAUCGCGCCCAGACGACCCAGUCCCAGAACCACAAACAGGACAAUACAGAGGUGGGAGGGAGCAGACCCCCCCAAUGACAGAGUGGAAAUACAGAACUUUUGUACUUGGUGAUA